AUGGAGGAUGCCACCGUGGACGCAAUUCACCAUGCCGAGUUGCCCUCGGCAAACUCCAGUCUGAUCGAACAGCGGCCCCAGAUUAUCCCCAAGAUUAUCCACCAGACCUACAGGCAUGAGGCUAUUCCCGAGAUCUGGGUUGAGGCCCAACAGAGCUGCAUUGACCUACACCCGGACUACGAGUAUAUUGCACAUCAUUUGUGCAACAAGAUGUAA
Penicillium atrosanguineum is the source of this 216-nucleotide messenger RNA. RefSeq lists its product as uncharacterized. The record is from RefSeq and is a predicted model, not a curated record. Bases 1 to 216 code for a protein of 71 amino acids. Lineage: Eukaryota; Fungi; Ascomycota; Eurotiomycetes; Eurotiales; Aspergillaceae. The transcript has a single exon. Gene Ontology annotation, molecular function: mannosyltransferase activity. Gene Ontology annotation, biological process: mannosyl-inositol phosphorylceramide biosynthetic process.